Molecule: messenger RNA, 3512 nt
Organism: Carassius auratus (goldfish)
Lineage: Eukaryota; Metazoa; Chordata; Actinopteri; Cypriniformes; Cyprinidae
Product: glutamate receptor-interacting protein 1-like
Exons: 23
Coding region: 274-3201 (975 amino acids)
Biological process (GO): neurotransmitter receptor transport, endosome to postsynaptic membrane
Molecular function (GO): protein binding
Source: RefSeq, a predicted model, not a curated record
CAGAUCAGCCCGAGUCUCAGAUGAGACGCAUCAGCCGCGCUCUGCGUGUUCGUCCUCUGCGCGCGCUUUCCGAUGGAUUUUAUUUGUGGGGGAAAUAUGAUUUGCUAUUAUAAAGCACGGAUCUCAGCGCUGCGGGGACGUAGUGCAUGAUUCGAGCUCUGCACCGCUCACGGAGUCUGCCUCUCUCCGGUGGGACACACGGCGCCUGUGCUAUGUAUGUGCGAGGAGUCGCUUUUCCUGGAGCCCUUGGAUGAGCACGUCGGCUGAGCUAGUAUGAUAGCCGUCUCUUUCAAAUGCCGAUGCCAGAUACUGCGGAGAGUGAACAAAGAUGAGGGGCCCUACACUAAACACUCCAAUCCCUCCAGGCCACCAGAUGGUGCUCUGGCCAUUAGGAGACAGAGUAUUCCAGAUGAGUUUAAGGGCACCAGCACUGUGGAGCUGAUCAAGAAGGAAGGCACCACUCUUGGCCUGACAGUCUCCGGAGGCAUCGACAAAGACGGCAAGCCCCGCGUCUCCAAUCUGCGCCAGGGCGGCAUCGCUGCCAGGAGUGACCAGUUGAACGUAGGGGACUACAUAAAGUCCGUGAAUGGAAUCAACUUGACCAAGUUUCGUCAUGAUGAGAUCAUCAGUCUGCUGAAGAAUGUGGGGGAGAGGGUCGUCCUGGAGGUCGAGUACGAGCUGCCGCCGGUCUCUGUACAGGGCUCAGGGGUCAUGUUUAAAAACGUGGAGGUGACGCUGCACAAAGAAGGCAAUACAUUUGGUUUCGUCAUCAGAGGAGGUGCCCAUGAAGACAGAAACAAAUCUCGCCCGGUUACCAUAACAACCAUCAGACCCGGCGGUCCGGCCGACAGGGAAGGUACCAUCAAACCCGGUGACAGGCUACUCAGCAUCGACGGAAUUCGUCUGCAUGGAGUGUCUCACGCAGAGGCUAUGAGCAUCCUCAAACAAUGUGGCCAGGAAGCCACUCUUCUCAUAGAGUAUGAUGUGUCAGUCAUGGAUUCUGUAGCCACAGCUUCAGGCCCGCUGCUGGUGGAGGUGGCCAAGUCCAUGGGCUCCAGUUUAGGUCUGGCUCUCUCUACCUCCAUGUACUGCAAUAAGCAGGUCAUCAUCAUUGACAAGGUCAAACCAGCCAGCAUCGCCGAUAGGUGUGGUGCGCUGCAUGCAGGUGAUCACAUCCUGUCAGUGGACGGCACAAGUAUGGAGUAUUGCACACUGGCCGAGGCCACCCAGCUGCUAGCUAGCGCUUCAGAACACGUCAAAAUGGAGAUUCUGCCCCACCACCAGACAAGACUGGCUCUCAAGGGCCCUGAACAUGUCAAGGUGCAGAGGAGUAACCGGACGUUGCCCUGGGAAUCCGGAACCAACAACAACAGCAACUUCCUUCCCUAUCAACACUAUAACACCUACCACCCUGACCAGUCCCGCAGCCAGACCAAGCAGAAAACCUCUCCAAACAACCCCCCUCUGGGUUCAUCCUUCUCUCCCACCUCCAUGAGUGCCUACAGUCUGAGCUCACUCAACAUGAACACGAUACCACGCACCAUGUAUCCCACAAGUCCCCGCGGCACCAUGAUGAGACGCAAACUGAAGAAGAAAGACUACAAGAGCUCAAUGUCUCUGGCUUCCAGUACGGUAGGACUUGCCGGUCAGGUGGUCCACACAGAAACAACUGAGGUGACCCUCAUCAGCGACUCCAUCAUGGGCUUUGGGAUCCAGCUUCAGGGAGGAGUCUUUGCCACAGAAACCCUGUCCUCUCCUCCGCUCAUCGCUUACAUAGAUCCCGACAGCCCAGCAGAGCGGUGCGGUAUCCUGCAGAUUGGCGACCGCAUCCUGUCAAUAAACGGCAUCCCCACGGAGGACAGCACGCUGGAGGAGACCAAUCAGCUGCUGAGGGACUCCAGCAUCACCAGCAAAGUCACACUGGAGAUUGAGUUUGACGUAGCAGAAUCGGUUAUUCCGAGCAGUGGAACCUUCCAUGUGAAGCUACCAAAGAAGCCAGGUGUGGAACUGGGCAUCACCAUCAGCUCUCCUUCCAGUAGGAAGCCUGGAGAUGCACUCAUCAUCUCUGACAUAAAAAAAGGCAGCGUGGCGCACAGGACGGGCACCCUGGAGCUGGGGGAUAAGCUUCUGGCAAUAGACAACAUCCGUCUGGAUAGCUGCUCCAUGGAGGACGCCGUUCAAAUCCUGCAGCAGUGCGAAGACCUGGUUAAACUCAAGAUCCGCAAGGACGAGGACAACUCAGGUAUCCUACGUGAUGGCAGUGUUGAUAGGGACGCCCGUGUGCUGUUGGCCUGUGUUGCAGACGAGCAGGAGAGCUCUGGUGCCAUCAUUUACACGGUGGAGCUGAAACGCUACGGCGGGCCGCUGGGCAUCACUAUCUCGGGCACCGAGGAGCCCUUCGACCCCAUCAUCAUCUCUAGCCUCACUAAAGGUGGCCUGGCCGAGAGGACCGGUGCCAUCCACAUUGGUGAUCGCAUCCUGGCCAUUAACAGCAACAGUCUGAAGGGCAAACCUCUCAGUGAGGCCAUCCACCUGCUUCAGAUGGCAGGGGAGUCCGUCAUACUGAAGAUCAAGAAGCAGGGAGAAUUGGCAAGCCCGAAGCAGCCCUCAGUAACGGGUCGUUUGAACGAUCUGAGUGAUAUGGAAGAUGAUAGUCAGAAACCCAGUAAACUCUCUGACAACUAUUCCACUACCAUUCCCAGCGUGGACAGCGCUGUGGAAUCCUGGGAUGGCUCUGCCAUUGACGCCACCUUCAGCACCCAAGCUCCCACAGGUUUCCAGGCAUCGGGCUACAGUUUCCACAGUCAUGAGUGGAGGAAUGCCAAGCCCAGCCGGGACAGCCUCUCCCCGGGGAACAGCAGCCGGCAGAGGAACAACAUCCUGCCGGACUUUGGACUCAGUGUGGAUGAAUGGGACAGGCCAAAUGCUAGCGGGGCAUCCACGCUGCCCACCGGUUUAAUCUCAGACAGCAGGUUCACUGUGGGACAUGACGGGACUGAGCCGGACCAGGAAGAGAACUUCUGGUCCCAAGCGCUCGAAGACCUGGAGACGUGUGGCCAAUCCGGGAUCCUGCGAGAACUUGAGGACAAGGCAGACAGGCUUCUGAAUAAGAGAAACCUGGCCAUCUUGGUACCCCCUUUCCUUUCUUUGGGCUUUCUCUUUGCUUUUAGCGCUGGCACCCAAGUGCUCUCCUCAUGCUAAUAGCUCAGUGUCUCUUGCUGGGGGGCUGCUUGAAAGGGGAAUGGGGCUCACAGACAACCACUACUGGCAUCCACUUCAGAUCCUACGGGUGCAUUCAAAACUAAUUAUGACACGUUUAAGGUCUAGUUCACCAAGAUUCUGUCUUCAUUUAUUCACUACUGUGUUGUUCCAAACUUGUGAAUCAUAUAUGCCUUCACGUUAAGGAUAGGUAUUUGAGUAAUUUUGUAGUCAUGUACUCAGAUAUUUAAAAAAGAUAAGAAAAAAAUAUAAAUAUAAAAAAGGAUAUUUAAAUAAGGUUUACUCAAAAAUAA